Molecule: messenger RNA, 378 nt
Organism: Paramecium sonneborni
Lineage: Eukaryota; Ciliophora; Oligohymenophorea; Peniculida; Parameciidae
Source: the annotation of a GenBank genome assembly
AUGGUUUUAAUUAAGUCCUUGUUGAAAAUUAUAUUUAAAAAAGAAAAUAAAUUUGAAAAGGUUUAUGAUAAAUAUUCUGUUGAAUAAUCAAAAAUCUAAAAUAUCUUAACUAAAUUAAACUCCAAAGUUGUUAAAAUGCUUGAGAAAAUAUAGAGUGAAGAAUUUAAUUUUAGUGAUUUAACUUUUAAUAUUUACUUUAAAUUAACCUUUUUAAGGUAAUUAAUAGAGUAAUAGUUGAAUCUGUAAUAGAGAAGGUUUCAUUAUAAUUGUUAUAAAAUAUUAACCAAAAGGCUUUUUAUAUACAAUAAACUUAUUUGGAAUCUAAACCAUCUUAACUUUAAAUUUUAACUUCAGUCUUCUUAAUAAAAUUAAUAAUGA